AAACGUAUUCCCGCCAUACUUCAGGCUUAAACAGGUUUACGUAUCAAAAAUGUCUUCUGAACUCGCUGCCACCUACGCCGCUCUUAUCCUCGCCGACGAGGGUAUCGAGAUCACUGGCGACAAGAUCGUCACUCUUACUCAGGCCGCCAAGGUCGAGGUUGAGCCCAUCUGGGCUACCCUCCUCGCCAAGGCUCUCGACGGCAAGGACAUCAAGGACCUCCUCACCAACGUUGGCGGCGGUGGUGCCCCCGCUGCCGGUGCUGCCCCUGCUGCUGGUGCCGCUGCCGGUGGCGCUGAUGAGGCUGCCCCUGCUGAGGAGAAGAAGGAGGAGGCUAAGGAGGAGUCUGACGACGACAUGGGCUUCGGUCUCUUCGACUAAGCGUAUCUUCGGAGUCUUUCUUCAAAAAUCCCUUUCCCGAGUCCGGUGGUUGUUGCGUGAUUAUAUAUCUAUGCAUGACUACCUUCUCUGAACUA
Molecule: messenger RNA, 474 nt
Organism: Cryptococcus deneoformans JEC21
Lineage: Eukaryota; Fungi; Basidiomycota; Tremellomycetes; Tremellales; Cryptococcaceae
Product: PRCDNA35, putative
Exons: 4
Coding region: 50-379 (109 amino acids)
Biological process (GO): cytoplasmic translation; translational elongation
Cellular component (GO): cytosolic large ribosomal subunit; ribosome
Molecular function (GO): protein kinase activator activity; structural constituent of ribosome; ribonucleoprotein complex binding
Source: RefSeq, a predicted model, not a curated record